Messenger RNA from Drosophila hydei, 784 nucleotides. Its product is annotated as UPF0488 protein CG14286. The coding region runs from base 117 to 731 and encodes 204 amino acids. The record is from RefSeq and is a predicted model, not a curated record. NCBI's taxonomy places the organism in Eukaryota, Metazoa, Arthropoda, Insecta, Diptera, Drosophilidae. The transcript is spliced from 3 exons.
AAAUGCUUGAAGACCCAUACGCACACACACAUACCCGCCGUAUGACAUGUCUUGAUGUAUGUGUGUGCGAGAACAUUUAUUUUGCCGAAUCGCACAUGUAGUGCACAUACAUAAAUAUGCAUCGAAGGAAAACUGCAAAAUCCAUAAACAAGCCGCCGCCAAUACAAGCGGCAGCAAAGAAAACCAAUUUCGAUGGCGACAAUGACAUACAAUUCGAGCUGGAACUCUGUUGGUGUGUGCAGCAACUGCAAACAGCACUCGACAGCGGCAAACUGAGCCAGAAAGUUGCUGAAGAUACGGCCAAGAAUCUGAAGACUUUGACGAGCCAAACGGCACCACUCAUCAAAAAGCGACAAGUCAUGAAAAUGGCCCUCGGUGAUUACCGUUUGAAAAUGCAACAGGAGGAGAAAAAAAUGCUGCUAGCAUCCAAACAAAUCAAAUUUACAGCUGCUACCGAGACGAAUACGAAAUCGAGCUUUGUAAAGAAGUCAGCGCUGUUGACGUCCGGCAAGGACUUUCGCUUCAAUUUUGCGCUUCCAAAUAACAAUGAGAACGAGGCAGAUGCCAGCCAGCCUCUGACAACAGUGCCCCAAACAGCUACAGCUGCCACAAAGACAAGCAGCUGCAGCAACUUGCAGCUGACAAACAAUGAGGCGCCCUUCAAAUUCAACUUUGCCAUUGACGAUGCGCCGGAGGAUAUCAAUUUCGAGGGUCUAAUGCUAAAUAGCUAAGAUUUAUAUCUUAUCAAAUAAAAUAUAGUUAAUAAACAAAUUCAUGUUCUUCU